Molecule: messenger RNA, 1037 nt
Organism: Gekko japonicus
Lineage: Eukaryota; Metazoa; Chordata; Lepidosauria; Squamata; Gekkonidae
Gene: RABL2A
Product: RAB, member of RAS oncogene family-like 2A
Exons: 8
Coding region: 1-720 (239 amino acids)
Cellular component (GO): endosome; Golgi apparatus
Molecular function (GO): GTPase activity; GTP binding
Source: RefSeq, a predicted model, not a curated record
AUGGCCCCGGAGGAAGAGGAGGAGGAGCGGGGGGCGCUAGGGGGCGGCGGCGGGGGCGGCGAUGCGGGCCCGGAGUUGCCGGACCAGGAGAAGUACGACGCCGCCGAGAACGUCAAGAUCAUCUGCCUGGGCGACAGCGCCGUCGGCAAGUCCAAAUUGAUGGAGCGGUUUCUCCUGGAUGGCUUCCAGCCUCAGCAGUUGUCUACUUUUGCCUUGACGCUCUACAAGCACACGGCCACCGUGGAUGGCAAGAAAGUCCUCGUGGAUUUCUGGGACACGGCUGGGCAGGAGCGCUUCCACAGCAUGCACGCCUCUUACUACCACAAGGCCCACGCUUGUAUCAUGGUCUUUGAUGUCCAGAGGAAGGUCACCUACAAGAACCUGAGCAACUGGUACAAGGAGCUGCGCGAGUUCCGUCCGGAGAUCCCCUGCAUCGUGGUUGCAAACAAGAUCGACGCUGACAUGAAAAUGACUCAGAAGAGUUUCAGCUUUGCACGGAAGUUCAACCUGCCCUUUUAUUUCGUUUCUGCUGCAGACGGCACCAAUGUGGUGAAGGUCUUCAGUGAUGCCAUCAAGCUGGCUGUUGGAUACAAGAAGAAUUCAAGCGACUUUAUGGACGAAGUCCUGGAGGAACUAGAAAAUUUUGAGCUGGGGAAGAAAGGGGAGGAUUCGUUUGACAAAGAGGAAGAUGGCCCGGAAGACGGGUCCCCGUCGACCUGAGUCCUGGGAGCACGGAAGCGGGUUCCACAGCUCCCCGUCGCAAGUGCCGACAGAUCCUCAAGAGAGGGCCCUGCAUCGAGGGGACUGGCCGCCCUGCCUUCCACGCUCAGGAUGGAGAGGUGGCUCGGCGGAGACCUGUUCUGCCGUUCCACGGGCUCGUGGUGCGGACGGCCGAGAAGAGACAUUGGAGCAGCGGCCCAUUGGAAACGGUGGGGGUACAGUUCGGUGGGGCGUGGGGCAGUGGAUGCCCCUGGCCCACCCCUUCUGAGCACAACCCAUUGUAGAUGGCAUCCAGUUUAAGAAAUAAAUGCCGAAGG